This is a messenger RNA of Ostrea edulis (European flat oyster), 515 nucleotides long. RefSeq lists its product as uncharacterized. The record is from RefSeq and is a predicted model, not a curated record. The transcript has 4 exons. Bases 68 to 478 code for a protein of 136 amino acids. NCBI's taxonomy places the organism in Eukaryota, Metazoa, Mollusca, Bivalvia, Ostreida, Ostreidae.
CAUAGGCAGCUGUACACACGGAUGUAAACCGGGAUGGAGGACUCCCAACUGCAAACAGAAAUGCUCCAUGGGAACCUACGGCAAAGAUUGUGUAAAUCACUGCAGCAGUCAUUGCAGAAAUAUGACAUGUAAUCCAAUCACUGGACCUUGUCUGGAGAGCUGUACACCUGGUUACUUAGGGAGUUUCUGCAACAAUCAGUCACCUAUUGUCAGUAAUGACGAGUAUAGUACUGCGGAUGCCUACAUCGCAGCCUUGUCUAUCUCACUGGUUAUCAACUUGAGCCUGGUCGUUGUCAUUGUUAUAUUAUUGAGGCAACUCUAUAACAGAAAACAAGAGAAAGGUUCGUCUGACUAUGUUACUAGUGCCGAAAUAUCACCGCCAUCACAAGUGAGCAAUAACGAUCUACACCAGUAUCAGGAACUCAACAUGCCCAAUGAUAAUUCAUAUCAGAAUCUGUCAUUAAGAGAUCGUUCAUAAAAUGCAUUUUGAAUUAAACUGAUUCUUCUCGUUUUCA